Molecule: messenger RNA, 1464 nt
Organism: Lolium perenne
Lineage: Eukaryota; Viridiplantae; Streptophyta; Magnoliopsida; Poales; Poaceae
Product: peroxidase 2
Biological process (GO): response to oxidative stress
Molecular function (GO): heme binding; peroxidase activity
Source: RefSeq, a predicted model, not a curated record
AGCUGAGAUCAAAACAUUCGAUCUCUUGCUAGCGAUCCCCCAAGCGAUAAUAUAGCUCUAGCUUGUGGCGAAUAUAUAGUUGGAGCUGAAUUGAGAGAGGCGGUCAUCAUGGCGAAGCUCAACGAGAAAAGGUCUAUCUUCCUGGUCUCAGCCUUCGUCGCUGUCGCCCUCCUUGCCGCACAGGUGAAGCCGGCGAUGGCGGCAACCGUGUACACAACUCAAAUGGAGACAUGUGUGAGGGGAAUAGUGGAGAAACCCGAAAAAAGAAUCGACUUGCCAGGCCUCGUCCGGCUCCUCUUCCACGACGCCUUUGUCAGGGGUCUGGAUGGAUCCGUGUUGCUGACAAGCACGCCCUUCAACACCACGGAUUUUGCUACCAAGGCGAACCUUACUGAGCCAACGGAGCAGGGAUCACCAAGCAACGGAGGCCUCCGGGGCUUGGGGAUGAUCGACGAAAUCAGGGAAGCGCUCGAGGUCCUCAAUGUCACCGCCUCCUGCGCGGACGCGGUCGCGUUCGCGGCGCGCGAGGCCACCUACGUCCUGAGCAAGACGAAAAUCAAAUACGCCAUCGACGGACCUGGCCGCUUGGACGGCGUCGUCUCCAUGGCUGACGAGCCAGGUAGUAACCUCCCGGGGCCCAGCUUCACCUAUGCACAGCUCCUGGGAAACUUCACGGCCAAGAAGUUCACCGCCACGGACCUCGUCGCCCUCUCCGGCGCGCACUGCAUCGGCGACACUCACCUGCUGCCGUUCGCGGACCGCUUGAAUGUGGCCCUCGCCGUCCCUCCCCCCGGUCCCAACGAGAUUAACGCCACGUACCAGGGAGUCAUCAUCAGAGAAGAAGCGCAGUCGCCUGGGGACAUGACUCGUUCCUUCAAGAACAACAUCCGCGACAUGGGAAGCACAGCCGUCGCAGAAUCCCGCUACACUCCCAACAAGGUGGACAUGACGGCGCCCGUGGACACCCUCGACAACAGCUUCUACAACGCCAACCUCCAGAACAUGGUGCGCUUCAAGUCCGACUGGGAGUUGCGGACCAACAGCUUCGCGAGAGGCCUGAUGGUAACGUACAGGGACAACCCCGACACGUUUUACGCUGCCUUCAAGGCCGCCAUGACCAAGCUCAGCAACAACCUCCCGGCCGUGGGGACCCGAUUCGAGAGAGGGAGCAGAAAGAUAUGCAGUGCCACCAACUUCGACACCCAGGAGUCCUACCCUGCGAAAAACAAACCCUAGAGCAGGCGCGCCAAGUUUUGAACGAGACAAGAUAUGCACGCACACGACCGUUAAUUAUUUUUUUUGUUUGUUUUUUGUUUGCAUACUCGUACUACUUAAUUUGGAAUUCAUGUAAUUUGAUGUUGAAUUUUUUUGGCUAUGCGUGUUCCAAUUAUAUAUAGGUGGCCAGCAGGUCGUGUAAUCCACAUGCGUGGUUGCCCUUUUGAAACAUGAGCUCUUUUAUGGUGA